CCUUCAGCAGAAGCCUUCACACAACCAAAAAAGGAAACAAAAGAAAACCCUGUAGCCAAAGCUUUCUCUUUCUUGUUCUCAGGCAUGCAUAACAAUUCAACCUGAUCUAUAACAAGAAAGAAACAAACAAGAAGAAGUAAUAGAUUUGGUUUGUGUAUUCCUUUGGAAGUCUUUUGUUUUGGGAUCGAUGGCAGCGAAGCGUGGAGCAGAGGAAAAGAUAACGGAGGACGAGGAGGUGGUGCAGGAAAUGGGAGGAGGAGCAAUGGCGGUGGUGGAAGAACAAGAAGAAAAAGAUAAAGAAAAAGAAGAAGAAGCGCACCCAUAUGCAUUUCACGUGUCUGGACCUCGCAAUGUGGCUAGACCUAAUUGGAGAGACCUCAUCAACUCUAGUUGGAAAGAUGCAAACUAUAAAAGAUCCGUAAUCGCAUGUUUCAUACAAGCGGUAUAUUUGCUCGAAUUGGACAGACAAGAGAACAGAACAGAUGAAAAUGUCCUUGCUCCAAAGUGGUGGAUGACCUUCAAGUACAAGUUGACCCAAACUUUGAUUGAUGAAAGGGAUGGAUCCAUAUUUGGAGCAGUAUUAGAAUGGGAUCAAUCGGCAGCACUGGCUGACUUUGUCCUCAUUAGACCUAGUGGAGCACCAAAGGCUGUUUUAGUGCUUCGAGGGACUUUACUCAAAGGUCCAACUAUCAGAAGGGAUAUUGAGGAUGAUCUCCGUUUUCUAGCUUGGGAAAGCUUGAAAGGUUCUGUGAGGUUUAAAGGAGCAUUUGAGGCCUUAAAAGCGGUCGCUGAAAGGUAUGGAAGCAGCAAUGUAUGUAUUGCAGGCCAUUCCUUGGGGGCUGGUUUUGCUUUACAAGUGGGAAAAGCAUUGGCUAAAGAAGGUAUUUAUGUGGAUGCUCAUUUGUUUAACCCGCCCUCUAUUUCUCUAGCUAUGAGUUUAAGAAAUAUCGGAGAAAAAGCGGGGUCUGCUUGGAAGAGACUCAAGUCGAUGCUUCCUUCAAGCAGUGAACCUCAGGCCAGUGAUGAUGAAGGAAUCAAGGAUAACCCUUUAGGCCUAAAGAAUUGGUUAGGCCAUAUUUAUGGAGAUAAGGCUUCUGUCAGAUUGAAACAAUGGGUGCCUCACUUAUACGUGAAUAACAGUGAUUAUAUCUGCUGCCACUAUACAGAACCAGAUGGAACAGAGGGAAACGAUGCAGACAAGGAGAAUGUUGGACCUUCAAACGGACAAGUUGCGGCGAAGUUGUUUGUAAUGUCGAAAGGGAAACAAAAGUUCCUUGAGGCUCACGGAUUGGAGCAGUGGUGGUCAGAUGACUUGGAUCUCCAGCUUGCUCUAAACAAGAGCAAGUUGAUAAGCAGUCAAUUGAAGUCCUUGUACAGCCUCCCAGCUACACAAGUUCAGAAAAGGCCAAGAUAACAAAAGGAAAAUAUAUUCAUUUCAUUGGAUGACUCGGUUUACAAAGAUCCAUGUCUGUCAAAAUAAUGUGUGCAUGUUUUCGUUGUGUUGGCUUGUCUGUUUUCUCUUGUUUUAUUUAUAUCAGCAAUUGAAUACCUAAUUUCCCGAAAUAUUGAUAUAAUCAUUAUUUACAAAGAUCCAUUGUGCUUGACAUUUGAUCUAAAAUGUUUAAUCAUG
Molecule: messenger RNA, 1630 nt
Organism: Hibiscus syriacus
Lineage: Eukaryota; Viridiplantae; Streptophyta; Magnoliopsida; Malvales; Malvaceae
Product: GDSL esterase/lipase At4g10955-like
Exons: 2
Coding region: 188-1414 (408 amino acids)
Source: RefSeq, a predicted model, not a curated record